Molecule: messenger RNA, 2310 nt
Organism: Labrus mixtus (cuckoo wrasse)
Lineage: Eukaryota; Metazoa; Chordata; Actinopteri; Labriformes; Labridae
Product: trafficking regulator of GLUT4 1
Exons: 6
Coding region: 346-1023 (225 amino acids)
Cellular component (GO): membrane
Source: RefSeq, a predicted model, not a curated record
CCUUUUACCUCUUGCAGUGGAACAGACAAGAGAGCUGCUGCAGCGACAUCCCACCGCUCUGCUUCAUCUGAAACCAGAAAAACCUUGUUCAUUAAUAAAAACCAAACAGGUUCAAGAGCUUUUUUAACCUUUAAAAAACAAGAUCUACCAGGUUUUUCAUUAAGAUUAAGAUUUCAUUAUUUUUUAUUUCUUAGUUCUGUUGCUGCAUCUGCACCACUGGAUUGUACCUCCUGUACCUCCUGCAGAGACACCAUGAACAUCAGCCUGCAGCUGCCUGUAGAUUAGGACCAGAGUGCAGCCUGCCUUCAGCUUCUCUUCCCCUCUUCGCUCUAUCGUCACCGUCUGAUGGCCACAAGUCCCACCACUGCCGCCACACAGUCAUCCAGCAGCAUGGAAGAGUCCCAGCAGCCACACCAGCCAAUCAGCACACAGCAGGACGGAGAAGCCCAUCAUGCCACUGUGACUUCUCAACCAGUCUCUGCGGAGCAACAAGCACCAACCUCAGACGCUCCUGAUGGAAAUCAAACAGGAAAGGGCAAAGACAUGGACCUUCUUACAGUGAUGGAUGACAACAUAGAGACCAGUAAUGGCGUUGGUCCCGUGAGGGUCGACUCCUCUCCCACAGUGUCCUCUGUGUCGCCCAAACUGCACGCUAAACCCGGGGGCCAUGCCAACGGUCGGUCUGGUUUGGGCAGCCGGUCCGGCUCGGUGGUGGGGGGCUCACCAAGGCCCUCACUCACCCGCCAGCCCAGUGCAAUCACAGAGGCCACUGUGGAUGGGUCCAAGCCAAGGGACUACCUGAUACUGGCCAUCCUGUCCUGCUUCUGCCCCUUGUGGCCCAUCAACAUCGUAGCCCUCACCUUUUCCGUGAUGUCCCGAAACAGUUUACAGCAGGGCAACAUUGACGGAGCGCGACGUCUGGGCCGUAAUGCCAUGCUUCUGUCGGUUGUCUCCAUCUUGGGAGGGAUCGUCAUCAUCACCACCGCCAUUGCCUUCAACUGGGGAUUGAUAUUAAAAUCCUGAUUAAAAUGGGGUUGUAUUGCAAGUCUGACUUGACGACAACAUCUGACCGACAAGACACUGCUCCCUCUGAUUUUCUGAAGCACUAUCCUUCUCAAGCGCCUGCAACAGAUGAAAACAAAUCUGUUCGUAUACUUUGCUGUUGUUUCUUGCUGCACGAAGAGCAUGGUCUGCCUGACGCUCUACCUCCGACACAACCCAACGACCAACCCACUCCUGAACCUAUGCCCGACUUGGAAACAAAGAAAAAAAAGUUGGAUCAUGAAAUGCUUAUAUUAUUCUUUAGUCACAGCUUAUCUCCUCAGACCACUUUUCUCUUUGAUGAAGAAGAAAGGUCUUUUUGUCAUGGAAGCAUGUCUAUGGAAAUGGGAUUUUUUUUUCUGACCUCUUAAUGAAUCUCAGUGCCACAGGUCCAGCAAUAAGCAAACUGAGGGAUGUGGUUUUCACUUUUUGAUGCCAAAAAAUGAGAAAAUGUGCUGAACUGAAGCUGGAAAAAUCCUACUAAGUGCUUGUUUAAUAUGGACUGAAGAAGAUACUGUGAGAGUCUCUGGACUGGAAAGGCUGGAAACAAACAGAGUGACCUGUUUUUUUUUUUUAGAAAGUUGUGGAUUGUUUCUUCAAUCAUCUGUUCCUGUAGGUGUUUGUGGUGCACACAUGCACAUGCAUAUGUCACUCACUAUAAAGCUAUUUUGAAUUUUAAAUAACUCUGGGUUUCACUGUGUAAGGGAUAAUGUAUAGUGAGAGCGUUGUUAUAGCGGACUUGAGCCCCGACAGGUUGAGAAGAACCCCGACGCUAAGCAGAACAAAAACACAAAUAAAAAUAAAACAGUUUAUCACUAUCAACAACAGACCUUCAUCUUAAAUAAAUGUCAAAGGAAAUUCUAUUUCAUACUGUCCGUUUCAUCGACAGAUUCAAACCAACAUUGUUUGCAAACAGAUUCACAUUGGUUUGACUCUGCACAUAACGUUUGCUGACUAUAAAAAAGAAAAGAAAAUCAACAGACACUUGUUUACUCUGCUACAAAGACUGCUGCUCAUAUUUGUGUUUUCCAUAUGUAGUUGAUUCCAUCGUUCAAUUUGAAUUUCUUUGGUUAACGUGAUUUUUAUUUUAUUUUUUUCAACGGGCACUUGUUUGCUGCCCAGAGGAAGAAUCUUGCGGUCUUCAUUUUUUAUUCAUUUUGGUUUGCUCUAUUGCUGCUACAGUAGCUUCUUCUAUGAUUAAAGCUGCCAGCUGCUGUUUGAAUCCCCCUGGUAGUGUAGCAAACACAAUACACUAAACAAAACAUCACA